Messenger RNA from Bacillus rossius redtenbacheri, 5925 nucleotides. RefSeq names its product putative helicase MOV-10. Gene Ontology annotation, biological process: regulatory ncRNA-mediated post-transcriptional gene silencing. The record is from RefSeq and is a predicted model, not a curated record. Lineage: Eukaryota; Metazoa; Arthropoda; Insecta; Phasmatodea; Bacillidae. The transcript has 20 exons. Bases 292 to 3405 code for a protein of 1037 amino acids. Gene Ontology annotation, molecular function: 5'-3' RNA helicase activity; RNA binding. Gene Ontology annotation, cellular component: P granule; cytosol.
CCGACUUUACAGACAACCAAUUGUUUCGUUACUUGUACGCCUCCAGAAACUGGUGAGAAAUGCGCGAGACAGAAGCGACUCGGGCGAAUCUGGCGGUGUGGAGUUCCACCCGAGGUCGGCGGGGCUAGUUUUGACAGCGGUGGCAUCUGGCGGCGUGGCGUGUGAAACAGCUCGGGAGCGACGCAGUGGUAGUUGGCCAGUGUGUCGGCCGCGAGCAGCAGGUUGAGACAGCGGGACAGCCUAGUGGACUGAUGGCCGCCAGGGCGCGCAGUGAGUGUUAGCGGCAACACCAUGGCCGCAGCGUGUCUGCAACACCACAGGCCCGCUCCAACUGCAGUAGAUCGCUUCGUAUUCUACCUACACGAAACAAACAACUUGAGUAACGACUUCUCUGUCUCAAAGCGGGAUUUCUACCAUGCCUUGCAUGAUUACCAGCCACGCUACCACUGGAACAUACCUCCAUUCGGUGUUCUGGCUCUGCUACUCAAGUUCAAGAUCGUGAAGCAUUUGAGGAAUGGCGAAGAUACGAGCAUUAUUAGGUUUGAUGCUAACAAAAUCAUUCCAGUGAUUAAUAAUUUGAAGAAAUCUUCAAAAGAUGGCGCCCCGCCGCCCCUGGACGCCCGGGUGACGCAGCCGGUGGAGCAGGUGCUCGUCAGCCAGCAGACUGCGUUCCGCCCCAAGCAGCGGAGGAGGCCGGCGGUCAGCGGCCUCAGGUGCGAGGUCUGCCAGGAGACCUUCGCCUCCGAAGCCACGCGCGACGCCCACAAGCAUGGGGACCUGCACCGCCUGCGGGAUGCCUUCAGGAGCAACAAGAAAAGCCUGCUUGCCUCGAAGAAACUGUCGGUGUACAGCAGCAAGGACAGCAAGGACGCCACGGAUCGGGAGAUCCGGGUCGCCAGGAUCGGGGAGGAGGGAACCUUGAAGCUGUACGUGGCCAACGUCUCUCAGAGCGCGAUACGCGUGGAGGCCGUGAUACCUCUGGCCAGUGUGCCUGAAGUGGAGACGAGAUACACCGGAGUUCCUCUCAGCUUAACGCCGGGUACAACAGUACCAUUGUGGCUGCCGUAUAAAUUUACCAGUUGCGGAUCGUAUCUCUACCCGCUUGUGCUGAAGUUUUGCGACACGUCUCUGAACGAUGUGUGUUACCUGCUCAAGGAAAUAGUGUUUGACUGCCAGUCGGAAGCUGUGGACGACCUGAAACCGGUUUCCAAGUUCAAGCGAGCCCGGCCGUCCAAGUUCAGGGUUUUCGAGGGUCCGAUUGUCACGGGCGUGGCUCCACCACCAACCAGGACAGGUCUGGCCAUGCUGCGGUUACUGCCGCAGAGUCCGAUACCCGUCCACCUGCGGGUGCUGCUGAACCACGGGCUGAAGGCGUACCCGGGCAUCAGCGACAGCUUACAGCGGGAGCUCAGGGAACUGAAGGAUCUCCUCGGACUGGACGAACAGGCAGAGACGGUCGCGAGGUGUGUCCCGCGACCGGAGACGUACUGCAGCUUGUACUCCACCCUUCUGCACAUCGAAGAGCACCAGAUGGACAUCGACAUCAGGAACUACGACUGUGACGGGAAAGUCCUCAAGAAAGUUAAAGGGUCUCCACUCCUCGCGUUAGAUGUGCCGGGAUUGGCUGAAAAGAGGCCGUCGGUACUGAAAGGAGACAGCAUCAUGGUUGUGUUGGAAGGCGACGCUAAAAAGGUUCAGUACGAGGGACGAGUCCACAACAUUCGUGAGACGGAGGUGCACCUUGGCUUCCACGACAGUUUUUGCAGUUUGUAUGUGGAAGGGAUGAAACUACAUGUCCAGUUCAAGUACAAUCGCUACCCUCUGCAAGUGGAGCACCGAGCACUGAGCAUCCUUAAAAGUGGUAACGGAGAGAGCUUCAUGUUGCCCAGACAACGUGUGGGGCUGACGGAGCCAGUAGUGCCCAUAAGGCUGUGGAAGAACCGCAACUUGGAGAACAACGAACCACAGAUGAGGGCGGUGACCAACAUCGUGAACAACACUGCGUAUCCUGCUCCGUACAUUGUGUUCGGGCCACCAGGCACCGGCAAGACUGUCACCAUCGUUGAGGCCAUAGUGCAGCUGUGGGAUCGCCACAAGUCUGACGGAAAGAAACACAUCUUGGUGUGUGCCCCGUCGAAUGCGGCUGCUGAUGUCAUAGCGCUCCGGCUCCUGAACUACGUCCCGCCGAGCUCCUUCAUACGGCUCUACGCUUCCUCCUGCUUCUUUGCCGCUGUCCCCGAAGCUCUGAGGAAGAACUGCAACUUCGACGAGAGAGGGUUGUGCUUCUACCCCACCAAGGAGAAGAUCAUGUCCUACUCGAUUGUCAUUGUCACCCUUGUCACCGCUGGCAAGCUGGUGGGGGCUCGCGUCCCGGCCGGGCACUUCUCCCACGUGUUCGUGGACGAGUGCGGCCACGCGGUGGAGCCCGAGCUGCUGGUGUCCGUCGCGGGGCUGCUCGUGGGGGAGGGGGCCUCGGGGCCGGCUGGCCAGCUGGUGCUCGCCGGCGACCCCCAGCAGCUGGGCCCCGUCCUGCGGUCGCCCCUCGCCAUCGACCUGGGCCUCGGCAUGUCAUUCCUGGAAAGACUGAUGGUGGAUGGAUAUUUGUACAAGAGGCGUGUCGAUGACAAUCAGUACGAUCCUGCCGUCCUGACGAAGUUGGUGAAGAAUUUCAGAUCUCAUGAAAGUAUUCUAGCAGUAUCCAACAGCCUCUUCUACGACAACGAGCUGCAGGUUUGUGGCGGUCCAGAGAUAUCCGUAGCCUGCAAGUGGGGUGAGCUACCGAAGAAGAACUUCCCUGUCAUAUUCCACGGAGUCACAGGUCGAGACGAGCGGGAAGCCAACUCUCCCAGUUUCUUUAACGUGAUGGAAAUUGAUGUGAUUCUUCAGUACCUGAACAAACUAUUUGAAGAUCGCCUGAGUGGGCGGAAAAUUACGCAAAAAGAGGUUGGCAUCGUAACGCCAUACCGGAAACAGGUGGACAAGACGAGGGCUGCCCUGAAGAAGAAGAACUGGACGAGCGUGGACGUGGGCACGGUGGAGCAGUUCCAGGGCCAGGAGCGGCUGGUCAUCUUCAUCUCGACCGUGCGCUCGUCCGUGGAGUUCGUUCCCGACGACUACAAGUUCCAGCUGGGGUUCCUCAAGAACCCCAAGAGGCUGAACGUGGCGCUGACGCGGGCGAAGGCGCUGCUGGUGGUGGUUGGCAACCCGCACAUCCUGCAGUGCGACCAGCACUGGCGGGCCUUCAUCGCGCACUGCCGGGACCACGGGGCGUACCGCGGCGUGCCCCUCGCGGCAGAGGAGCCGUCCGCCGUCCAGGAGCUGGCCAACGGCGUGGCGCGCCUGCGGCUCAACCCCGAGGAGGUGGCUUUGCAAGAAGAUGGACCCAAUUGGCGCGGCGAGAUGUGAAGACUGUUCCUUUGUGCUUGCGUGCUGAAUGCCGUACGCAAUAAUUUUUUUAAUAAAAGUCUACAAGCGUGUUCUUUUAUGUAAUUGAAAAAUGAUUUUUAUUAACUUGUAUGAUAGUCAUAGUGAAUACCAAAACAUUUAAAUAUGGUUACUUGGUUUGUAAAAAAUAUUUUUAUACUUUCCACGUAGUUAGUUUUUUUUUUAUGAUUAAAAAAAAUACAUAUCAUCAACAGUUCUGGUCACAUGCAAGAGCUAAGUUUAUUAAAGCUAUUUCAUUAUAAGAUGGAUGAUUGGUGUUAAAAAUUUGAGGUACAAUUGAUGUUUUUUUGUUUUUAGUAGUAACAUCAAAACACUUGUGUUUAGCACCUCAUUUCGCAUUUUAUGUAGGUGUGAAAUUUAAUGAUCGGUAAAUUUUGGGAAUAUUAUAAUUGUACUAAUACAAGGAAACAUCAUCUAAACUUGCGUAGAGUCCCUGCAUUUGUAUUAGAAAUAUUGCUUUAAAGUGGGGAUUUUAGAAUUGUGCGCAUGGGAUCUGAGGUAUUUUGUCACUAUGUGUAGAUGCUGAAUGAUUUCAUUAAGCAUGUAUAGCAACUUAACUUCAGAUUUAUAAUUAUUUGAAUGCUUUUUUUUUUUUCCUAAGUAAAGAAUUUUUAUUUACUGUUAAAAAAAAUUGUUACUCUAGCAAUGUAGUGAUCUUUCCAUAUGUUAUAACAUGACAGUGUAAGAACAUAUAUAACAGUGAAAGGCCUCCGAAUGGUGGCAUAGUGCGGUGUGUUUGUAGAACCUAGAUACUGGUGCUCGCUGGCAUGUGAAUAACCACCUGACAACCCAAUACACACGUACUUUGUCCCUGGGCGAACCAUGUAUCAGCCCUCCUUGUGUGGACUAUGUACCCAUUUCACUUCUGUUUUGUGUAUUUUUUUAACUCUUGAACUUUAAGUAAUGGUUUGUUUUUCCUAUUACGUCCUCUCUUAAAAGGGGUGUACGAUAAUAAGGCAUUUUCCAACUAAAUGUCUAAAUCUGAAUGGACCGUAUUCAGUAUGAAGUAACUAUGCUCUUUCCAGCACAGUGACGAAUGCGAUACUUUACUGAUCCGCAGUUGUGACCUAGGUUAUAACUAGAGCGUUGGCAACACAUUUCCACUUGAGUAACCAUCAUUCAGCUGUUCCAAAAAUAAAUUUUUCAUGGUAAUAAAAGGGGUUGGCACGUAACACUUGUGGGGACUAAAUGCAAGUAUAUCUGGUAGUAAAAAGGAAGGCAAAAUAAGUCAAGAGUUCCCACGGACAGGUACACAGGAAAAACUCUGGGAACGGAAGGGUGUCUUAAAAUCCUAAAAAAGAAAAGAUCUAGGGAAAUGGAUCAAUUUUUAUUACCAAACUGUAUCAGAAAUUUUUCAUUCUAUGUAACAUGUUAAUGCCUUAAAACCAGUAUGUAACUCAAAUCAUAAGUUUGUGUUACCGUAAUAAUCAGCAUCUGGUUUUUUACUAACAUCAAUAAACAUGAAGGAUACAAAACUGUAUUAAUUUAAAGUACAAUAAAAUAUCUGUAGUCUUUCACAUUAUCAUAAUUCAAAAACUUAUUUCAAUGUUUGAGUGAACAAAUAAUUAUUUGUCUUUUUUUUAUACUGGCAUUGUUGUUUAUGGAGUGUUUUUGGAAAUUGUUAAAAGUACAGCCUGUUUGUUAUACACUUUAUUGUAAAUUCUGCAUAUUAUGUAUGUUUGUUGAUGUUUAUUGUUAAUAUAUCUUAUGUUGCCAGAUCUUGAUAGAUCUUGUUAAGUUUUAAGUGGAACAGGGGAACAAAGAAAAACGCAUGAAGUUAAUAAUGGUUUGGGAACCACUUUACAUUCCGUACAUUACUGUUAUUAACACUUCACUUGGAUUAUGGAAAUGUUCUCCAGGUGCUGUGAUGAGAGUACAUGACUAUUUUCUCAGUGAUUUUUCAAGUGAUCUUUGUGAGCAAUGUUAGGUGAGAAUUUUUUAAAGGCAUGUUAGAAAUGUAUAGUGUCAUUUUAUAGUUGUUUUGUAACUUUUUUGUGAUGUGUGGCCUACAAAAUAAAAAUUUGUCUUAAAUAUGAAAUACCCAAAGAUAUACAUUUCAUUGCAAAUAAAUAUUUUAGUUACCUUAUUCAUUUGUUUUUAAUGUCCAUAUGGGGACAUUUGUGUCACCACUUUGUUUUGGCGGUAAGUUUAGGGGGGGUAGGAGGGGGGGGGGGGAGAGAGAAAUUACAACAGUCUAAAAUUUUUAUUUGUGGUAAAAUGUUUUAAAUAUACAAUAUUUGAAACUUAAAAAAGUACCAUUGAAAACAAUUUACUGAAUAAAAGAAUGUAUUUCGUGCUCUGUUAUGUGUCCAACUUGAUUAGCAAGGUUAAAAAAAUGUUAUUUUAAAUACGUAGAUGGCUUCUAAGAUUGUUCUGUUUAGAGUAAGUGAUGAGAGCAUGUGAUUUCUUUUAGUCCGAAUACUUUAGAAAUUUUUUUUAUUUGUUUUACUUUUAAAAUUCUGAAUAAAGAGUUUGUUUUAA